This is a messenger RNA of Aspergillus sclerotioniger CBS 115572, 1462 nucleotides long. Its product is annotated as asparaginase. The coding region runs from base 225 to 1289 and encodes 354 amino acids. NCBI's taxonomy places the organism in Eukaryota, Fungi, Ascomycota, Eurotiomycetes, Eurotiales, Aspergillaceae. The record is from RefSeq and is a predicted model, not a curated record. The transcript has a single exon.
GAAUUGUGUUUUGGCCCCCUAAUACCCAAACCCUCUUUUGACCGGAUCGCAACCGCGCACCCGAAACGGCCUAGUCUCUUCUGGCCCACUUUCCCAAAGGGGCAAUUUGGCUCCAGUCGUGAAGCCAUACAAAAUGAAGCCAGGAGUACAGAUAAAAUGGACUCGUUCGGCCAGGAAUCCCUGGACCAGGAUCCAGUUUCAGUGACCUCGGGCCAGACUCCAGCAUGACCGUGUCGACGACCAACAACUAUGUGGUGACCAACCGCGGGAGCGUCAUCGAGAACCGACACCAGGUACAUGCCGUGGUGACCGAUGCCACCGGUCGCAUUCUGUAUGGGGUCGGCAAUCCCAAGCGAAUCACUCUGGCCCGGUCGGCAGCCAAACCCGCCCAGGUCCUGGCCAUUCUUCAGACCGGCGCCGUCGAGCAGUUCGGGUUCGACGAGGAGGAUCUGGCCCUGAUGUGCGCCUCCCACAGCAGCGAGGAUCACCACAUUGCCCGCGCACGAGGCAUGCUGGCCAAGGCCCUCCUGGACGAAGGGGAUCUUCGCUGUGGGGGUCAUCCAGCUAUCUCGGAGGCUGUCAAUCGUACCUGGAUCAAGCACGACUUUAUCCCGACGGGCAUCUGCAACAACUGCUCCGGCAAGCAUGCUGGGAUGCUAGCGGGCGCCAAAGCCAUUGGAGCACCAACCGCUGAUUACCACCAGGCGGAUCAUCCCUUUCAGCGACAGGUCAAGGACGUUGUGGAGGAACUAGCGGGUCUAGAGCAGGACGGCGCUCAAUGGGCCAUCGACGGUUGCAACCUACCCGCCCCAGCUUUUGCACUCCAUCAUUUGGCUCGCAUCUACGCGCGGAUCGCUCACGCCGCGGACUGCGCCGCAUCAGUUUCUGCGUCCACACAAACACAGGCCCUGGGUCGCAUCUUUCAUGCCAUGGCGCAGUAUCCAGCGUUGGUGGGAGGCACAGGUCGGUUCUGCACAGAGCUCAUGGAAACAUUCGCUGGGGCUCUGAUUGGCAAGGUCGGGGCGGAUGGCUGUUACGCAGUCGGACUCCGCGCCUCGGACCAGACUCGACGACUUGGGGCAGACGGGGCCAUUGGGAUUGCAGUCAAGAUUGAGGACGGGAACCUGGACAUUCUCUACGCAGCGGUAGUCGAGAUCCUCGGCCAGUUCCAGAUCGCUGCUCCCGACCAGCUGCAGCGACUAGCUGCGUUUCAUCGACCGCAGAUCCGGAACACAGCUGGUGUUGUUACGGGACAAACUUCACACCAGUUUCAGAUGUUGUCGGUUUAGUAUCUGCAUUUCUCAUAGUUCCGGUCGUUUUAUGAACAGUGAGAUAUGAGGUGUACGAACUAGUCCCUGAAUGACCUCUCAGAGUGGUCUGCCGUCUAUCAAGCCUGCCAGCAAUGCGAUAUCUAGACAGACCUCAGACCUCAGACGUCAACUUGGAUAUAGCACAUACAAAC